Fusarium mangiferae is the source of this 2250-nucleotide messenger RNA. RefSeq lists its product as uncharacterized. NCBI's taxonomy places the organism in Eukaryota, Fungi, Ascomycota, Sordariomycetes, Hypocreales, Nectriaceae. The record is from RefSeq and is a predicted model, not a curated record. Gene Ontology annotation, cellular component: nucleus. The transcript is spliced from 2 exons. Gene Ontology annotation, molecular function: DNA binding; 3'-5' DNA helicase activity; ATP binding. Gene Ontology annotation, biological process: recombinational repair. The coding region runs from base 1 to 2250 and encodes 749 amino acids.
AUGCAUCUGUUGCUCUCAGCCUGGUCUCGACGCCGAAUAUCAUGUUAUUCUCGCCAGAUAGGCUCAUCUCGGCUCUUCACCAGAAAUCACAGCCGGCUCCAGUGUGCAGGCACAAAACCAGCCUUCGAACCAUCGUCUCAGCAGCUGAGGGUCGCAAAACUCUGCGCUGACCAGAAUGUCGUGGUAUCAGCAAGACCCGGAUCAGGCAAAACCGCCACCAUAGAAGCAAUCGCGGCUGCACACCCUGACAAGAGAAUUGGAAGCAUUCUCUUCUCAAAGAGACUUCAGAGUGAAACCUCUCAUCGUCUCAAGAAGUACCACAACAGCGAUGUAUACACUUUUCAUGGCAUGGCGGGUGUCCUCCUUGGACAAGUGGUUCCGAGCGAUGAAGCACUUAUCAAGCUCUUGGAGAAUAUCAAUAAGUGCGGCAAGCUUCCACGAUGGGCCUCAAACCCUUUCGACAUUAUUGUACUAGACGAGUUUCAGGACUGCAACCCAGAAACCUUCUGGCUAGUCGAGUGCUUUGUCCGGGCUAAUAACCUCAGGAAAGGGGGCCAACCCGCGCGCAUCGUCGUCCUCGGCGACGAGCGCCAGUCGAUAUACCGCUUUCGUGGUGCUGACCCUCGCUAUCGUGGUGCUGACCCUCGCUAUCUGACGCUGGCCCCUGAGGUGCUGGGUCCAAUCAGUCCCUAUCCAUUUGCAGAAUUUCAGUUAGGCAACAGUUUCAGACUGUCCUCAUCAGCUGUCCAGUUCAUCAACCGUGUCUUCCUUGGUGGAGAGCAGUACAUCUCCAGCUCGAAGCGUGGCCCAAAGCCCAUUGUCCUGAGAUGCAAUAUUUGGGACAGUCUGGCAGUGGCUGGAGCGAUUUACCCCCUGAUAAAGCGUUACAAGCCCGAGAACUGCGUGAUAAUAGCACCCUCUAUUCGUACGAAAGGACCAUUGCAAGACCUUACAAAUGCGUUGGUCCAGGUCUAUGGUUUGCCGAUUAAUGUACCCACUGAUGAGGAAACGCCUCUCGACGACAUCGUGAUCAACGGAAAGUUGUGUAUCUCUACGAUACAUCAGUUCAAGGGCCGAGAGCGUAAGCUUGUUAUUCUUCUAGGCAUCGACGCCUCCUAUUUCCAGUUCUUCGGCCGCGACUUGCCAGAUGACGGCUGUCCCAAUGAAGUUUUUGUGGCUUUAACGCGCUCUCUGCAUCAACUUGUAUUGGUCCAUAACGACGAAAGUAAGAUGAUGCCGUGCGUAUCCCUCGAUUCUCUGUACGAUACCGCCAAGAUAGUCACCUUGACAAAGAAACGAACAAAAAUCUCGCACCCUGAUCUACCCGGACGCCCCCUAGAGCUGGGCCUUAUGCUUCCAAAAUCCUGUGGAGCCCGUGAAAUAACGCGGUAUGUCCAGGGCGAUGCCCUUGAUAAGCUUGUCGAGCGCCAUCUUCGUGUAGACAGGCUAGCGUCUCCUCUCCCUUGCCAUGAACACAUCAACAUAAGGAACGUGGUACUCUCGGAUCCGAAAAGGGGGUUAUAUGAGUCUGUUAGCGACAUCAAUGGCCUUGUUGUUGCUGCAGCUCUAGAGCUGGACACAGCGGGAACAUUAAGGUCACUAGGGCGACCAAGUGAAGGAGAAGUUGAUGAAACUUUGCCAAAAUGCCCCGAGAAGCUUGUUGCUUGGCUUUGCCGGAAAGCUUGCGAGUAUGAAGCGAGUCUCUCUGGAUAUCUACCGCGUGUGAUUCAGAUGAAAGACCACAAGUAUGACUGGAUCAAGCCCGAAGAUCUCAUCCUUGCUCGGCGUCGACUUGAUAGUGAGCUAGUGGAUUCUGCCCAAAGGCUGAAUUUUGAAGUCGAAAUGCAGCAGCAAUUCUAUAUCGAUGGCCAAGAAACUCAACUCUGUGGUCGAGCAGAUAUUGUAAACAAUUCCACUACCGAUAGCAACGACGACAUGGAUAAUCGAACAGUAUGGGAGAUCAAGUUCGUCUCAAGCCUUUCCAACGAACACGUCAUCCAGACUUGCAUUUAUGCCUAUUUGUUAGGCUCGGAGUCUGGAAAGUUACCACGCAUCAUACUGUACAAUGUACGAGAUGGGGACAAGCGCGAGAUCAUACCACGCCAUGGAAUAGAGGGGUUGAGACAACUGAUCGCAAGUGUCCUUAGACUUCGGUAUACUUCGAAAGGAGAGAUGGCAUAUGAAGAGUUCAUCAAAGGGUGUAGCAACACAACGUGGAAGGUGAUGAAUCUCAGUGAUGGGUCAUCGUGA